Messenger RNA from Polistes dominula (European paper wasp), 2676 nucleotides. RefSeq names its product dynein regulatory complex subunit 11. The record is from RefSeq and is a predicted model, not a curated record. Gene Ontology annotation, molecular function: ATP binding; ATP hydrolysis activity; protein binding. NCBI's taxonomy places the organism in Eukaryota, Metazoa, Arthropoda, Insecta, Hymenoptera, Vespidae.
AUGUCACACGCUUAUUACAACGAGGUAUGGCUCGUAACAAGAAGCGAUUUGGAAAAAUUAUUGGAAUUCGAUCGAGAUCUACAAAAAAGCAAACCUAUAAAGAAUAGAGAAAAUGCAUUAGAUCGUGCACUUAAUCUUUACAUAAGAUAUCGAUAUCUUGUAAGAAGACUUGUCAUAUGUUAUAAUCAAAUGGUACAAACACAAAAACGAGAAUUAAUCAAGAAAGUAGUCGAUUGUGCAAUUGGACGAAUGCUCCAAUGCAAAAGAGAAGUCGUUAAAUUGGAUUCUUCUUAUUUUCAGUGGCCCGACGAUGUGUUGUAUAAAUUAAAAUUAACGCCAGACGAUGUAAACACUCCUGGCUUGACGAUCGAUAAAAAUCAUGCUUUAGAACGUAAAGAGUUAAUCGAGAAAAUAAAAAGAGAAGAGGAAGAAAAAUGUACGUUUCAAAAUGAGAAAUUGAAGAUGUAUCAUACGUUGUACUAUGUUUCAGCUUUUAUGAUAAGAGAACGAAGCCUUUCACAGGUGAUGAUAAGUAGUAUGAUGGAACUCGAGGAAUCACCGUCUAAAAUACAAUUAAUGCGUAGAAGAAGACACAGGCCUACUGAUACCGCGCAAAUGAAAGUUUUAAUAGAAACGCCUGAGCAAAGGCAAACUAGUGAAGCUCGAAAAGCUCGAGAAGCUGCUGAAAAGGUUAUGCACGAUGCGGUGCUUUUGAUACAGUCACAUGAAAGAGCUAGAGUCGGACGUUGCAUUGGUAAAGAAGCUUUACUUAUAUAUGAAUAUAAAAGAAAAUUGGAAACCGGUGAUACGGCUCCGCCAAUGAAAUUCGAUAAAGCAACGUAUAUUAAAGCGAUCGUUAUUAUUCAACGUGCUUGGAGAACAUUUGCAGCCCGAAAGGAUUUCAAAAGGAAAUUAAAUCGUUUAGAAGAAAUUUUAGAUAUGACGAUCCCAAGUUGGAAGUCUCUAGAUAUUUAUCAAAGAGACGAAGAAAUUUUUCAAAAGAGAUUACAAAUCAUACCGACGUACGCUGCACGAACUGAAAAAAUGUUUCACGAUGAACGUAUUAGGUUGUUGAAAAUGGUAGGGCCUGGAUUAAUAGAGGAUAUAACCGAUGAAAUCCAAGAAUGGUUCAUCGUUUGGUACGAUACAGUUGGACACUUUGAUGUUUAUCCACCAGAAGAGUUAGGUGGUAGCGUUUUGAUAGUGACGGGACAGACUACGGAUCCAGAAGAAUAUUUAAUGCAACAGAUACAAAAACAGAAAGAUGCAAAAACUAAAAAGAUUGCACAACCAGAGAAAGCAAAGAUAAAACCAAAAGUUAAAGAAAUUGCUAGAGGAUGGUUUAUGCCAGAAACUCCAGCAUUUACCUGUUUGGAAGAAGCAAAUAAUGAAUUCAUCGAAAAUUGGAGCUAUCGAGACGAAUCUUGUAAUCCUUUACAAAGACCUUAUCUUGAUUUGAUCGCCGAUAAACUUUGUUACGAACUUCAAUUAGAAAUGCGACUGAUCGUCGAUGAGCUUAUGAGACUCGAAUUGGAGAAAUUGAACGAAGCUUUAUUGAAAGAUCACGCGGCUGAUAGACCUAAAUUUCAGAUUCCUCGGAUGCUAGGUGCACAGAGACUACCAAGAAAGAAAUCAAAAAAAAAAUCAAAAAAGGAUCGUUUAGCUGAUAUUUCUAUAGAAGAACUUUUCAAAGAACUUGUACAAGAAAAUAUUAUUCGAAAUUAUCCAGAAAGAAGUUUGAACAAUUGGUUCGGUGAUCUUGCUUACCAAAAUUACGAAGCAUAUUCUGAAUUUCGAGAUCACUAUCAUCGGCUUGGAGAGAUCAAACAAAUUAUCAUGGAAUAUUGCGUGCUACCCCUCUCUUCUAAAGAAAUACAUACAAUUGCACCCUUAAUACGAUCCGUUUGUAUUUGUGGUUUACCUGGAUAUGGUAAAACUUUUCUGGUCGAUGCAAUUUGUUCGGAGGUUGGUGCACUCUUAUUCGAUUUAACACCAUCUGUAUUAAUUGGUAAAUACAUUGGUAAAAAAAACGAACGGAGAUUAAUGGAUAUCAUUGGCAAAUUAAGUCGCAUUUAUGCCCCUUCAGUGAUAUUUAUCGACGGUAGCGAGAAACCAUGGUUAAAGAAAGUCCCAUUAGUUGAACGAUAUCUUCAACCCAAACGAUUUGCUAAACACCACGCAAAGUUUGUCAAAAGUAUCAGACCAGGUGAUCAGGUUUUAUUCCUAACUGUUUCAUCGGAGCCAUAUAAAGCAAAGGGUGCAUUUACAAAAAUUCACAAUGUAUUUAUAAUGAUACCUCUUACUGAUUAUAAUACUCUAUACAUGUAUUAUAAAUAUAUGUUAAUGAAAUAUCAUGGAAUAGAUAGAAACAUAGACGUUUCUUGUCUAGCUAAAAUGUCCGUUGGCGUACCUUUGAAAUUUAUUCAAAAAUCGAUUGAAAAGGUAUUAUCGCUCGAAAGAAGAAUCAUUUUGAAUUAUGAACCAUUAUCGCAAGUAGAAAUUAUGGAAGAAGUUUGGAAAUACGAGCCUCUCGCUAACAAAAUCCUUGAACAAUAUAAACAUUUCGAAAAUAAAACUCCUCUUGGUCGAAUGAGAGAAAGAACGGUAGCUAAAGAGAAGGAAGCCUACGAGAGAAGCGCUGCUUUGAAAGCAAUGCGGGAAAAGAGAAGAACGUAA